ACCGAAAGGAAGAAAAUAGGAAAAGAAAAAAAGAAAAAAAUAUAUAAUAUAAUAAUAAAAAAAAUCCAUAAAUCAGCAACUUCUUCGAGCAACCCUUUGUCUCUCUCUGUGUGGUGACGCUAAAUUAGGAAUCAAAAUAGGGGUCCAUCAGAGAUGAUGUUCUUGCAGGAACUGAUACUGUACACUGCGAGCACCGCUCUGAGUUGCUUUUACUUUAUGCAAAUAUGCCACUAACUUUUACUUUAUGCAAAUAAUCCGCCAAAAAGACCGAAAGCAAGAAAAUAGGAAAAGAAAAAAAGAAAAAAUAAAAUAAUAUAAUAAUAAAAAAAUCCAUAAAUCAGCAACUUCUUCGAGCAACCCUUUGUCUCUCUCUGUGUGGUGACGCUAAAUUAGGAAUCAAAAUAGGGGUUCAUCAGAGAUGAUGUUCUUGCAGAAACUGAUAUUGUACACCGCGAGCGCCGCUCUGAGUUCCGUGGCAUUGUCCGCUGCGCAACGACACUUCAACCCGAAUCGCGAGGCCUCCGAGAAAGCUUUCGAACUCAAGGAGAAAAUCGCUAAACGCUUGGGUCGUCCUCUUAUUCAAACCAAUUCUUAUGAGGAUGUUAUUUUUGGUGACGUUAUAAACCCUGACCAUAUUGAUGUGGAAUUCAACUCUAUCGGUGGAUUGAAAAAGAUCAAACAAGCUUUAUUUGAGUUGGUGAUUCUUCCACUACGGAGGCCUGACCUGUUUAGCCAUGGAAAGCUUCUUGGCCCACAAAGAGGGGUCUUGUUAUAUGGACCACCUGGUACUGGAAAAACCAUGCUUGCAAAAGCUAUCGCAAAAGAGUCGGGUGCUGUUUUCAUUAAUGUGAGGAUAUCAAAUCUUAUGAGCAAAUGGUUUGGUGAUGCUCAAAAACUUGUUGCUGCUGUGUUUUCCUUGGCUUAUAAACUCCAGCCUGCUAUCAUAUUCAUUGAUGAGGUGGACAGUUUCUUGGGUCAGCGCCGAAGCACUGAUCAUGAAGCAUUAACAAACAUGAAAACUGAGUUCAUGGCUUUAUGGGAUGGCUUUACAACAGAUCAGAAUGCUCGGGUUAUGGUUCUUGCUGCAACUAACCGCCCAUCAGAGCUUGAUGAAGCAAUACUUAGGCGUUUUCCUCAAGCUUUUGAAAUUGGGAUACCUGGCCGCAAGGAGAGGGCCGAGAUACUAAAGGUGAUUUUGAAGGGUGAAAAUGUCGAAGACAACAUUGACUGUGACCAUAUAGCUAGCUUGUGUGAGGGUUGUGCUGGUUCAGAUCUGCUUGAACUUUGCAAGAAAGCUGCUUAUUCUCCUGUCAGGGACCUACUGGAUGAAGAGAAGACUGGAAAACGUUCAGUUGCACCUAGGCCAAUGUCACAGUCAGAUUUGGAAACAGUUAUUGGCACUUCAAGGAAAACAAAGGUAGCUGCAAGUGAAUACACUGGAUUAAACUCGCAAUCUUCAGGGUGGUCAAGGAGUGGGGAGUCAGGUGAUUAUCCUGUUCAAGCUGCAAUAAGUGAGCUCUCUAGGCUUGUGGUCUCCCAAAUGUCCAACAUUCAAACAGAUGCCCAAGACCCUUAAAAUCCUGACCCUCUCUAUUUGCGAAGUCUGUUUCUUUCUUUUGACCUUAUAAGCAGUACCUCUUAGGCAGUUAAUUUCUAUUAAGAGGGUUUAAAGCUAUUAAUCAAAUUUCAUUUUUUUUGGGUCUUGUAUUUGAAACUUGGCUUGUCAUGGCUUAUUAGCUAUUAUAUACACAUACACAUAUAUAUGUAUAUAAUAUUUCAUAUAUGUUUCGAAGA
Molecule: messenger RNA, 1794 nt
Organism: Ziziphus jujuba (common jujube)
Lineage: Eukaryota; Viridiplantae; Streptophyta; Magnoliopsida; Rosales; Rhamnaceae
Exons: 5
Coding region: 419-1576 (385 amino acids)
Cellular component (GO): mitochondrial outer membrane
Molecular function (GO): ATP binding; ATP hydrolysis activity
Source: RefSeq, a predicted model, not a curated record